Messenger RNA from Porites lobata, 5588 nucleotides. The record is from the annotation of a GenBank genome assembly. Lineage: Eukaryota; Metazoa; Cnidaria; Anthozoa; Scleractinia; Poritidae.
AUGUGGUUCCUCGGCAUUCCAGUUAUACAGGGAAGGAAGUUAGAACUGGCUGAAAAUAAUUACGACCAUUUUCUUCCUUAUGCAAAAGACGCAUACCUGACUGGUCAUCAGUUGGCAAUAGAGAAAGCACGAGAAGCCAGUCAAUAUCCACAAGAUCCUGAAUUGAGGAAGAAACUCCUUCAUGAAGCAUUUUCAAUGGAAGCAUUUGCGUGUCACUUUCUUACUGACAGCUUCGCUAGUGGCCACAUUAGGUAAGAAAAAUGAUCUUAAGGAUCGAAGAUUUUUCCACUGAAAGACUUAGUUUUCUGUUCUCCUUCGACCUUGUUUGUUGAGAUAGUUUUCAACGUGUCUUUCAAGAGGAUUCUCACAGGUUUAACGACCCAAAAAGAGUAACUAAAGCAGAACAAACUUUUCGAAGGGAAAGGGGGAUUUUAGACGUGCUCGAAAGCGGAUGGUCCCCGCCCAGUCUUAGGCCUCCCCCCAAAACGGAUUUUUUUGUUUUGCUUUCUAAAUGUUAAUUAUUAAAUUCUUAUUUGAUUUUUUCAAAAACAACCAGAAAAACAUGAUUAAUUUUUUUAGGAAUGAUUGAUUUUUCCUUUGGUCUGAAGCUGUCUGACGGAAGCCGUGUGCGCUUCGGUUGUUUUCAAUUAUAAAUUUUACAAAUUUUAUCUCUGCUUAUAUCAGGACGCCAAGAGUUGAAAUGGGAAAAGCAACUACUCUAGGAAAAGAUGGCCAUUUAUUAUGUAAGUACAUGCACGACGAGGACAACAAAUAUGGUUUGCGCGUGACAAAUCUAAGGGGUGAUAAAUGGAUUACAUAUGGUGAUGGUAUGCUUCUGAAAGAAAAGAGCAAAGAUAAUUUAAAUGUAGCAGCAGAAGCUGUGCAGAAAUCAGUUGAUCAAGUCUACGAGGCUUACACAAAUCCUUCGGGAUCUCUUGAUCCCUCUGAGGUAACCGACCUACUACCUUUUGUUGAUCAGGAGGAAAGAAACAAUUCUCCAAUGUUUCAGAUGAUAGAUGGAAAGCUUCUCAGAAGAUCAGACUUGAACGAUCUCCAGGGUACUACUACAACUGCCAGUUGGUGGGGACCGACAACAGUAGCAAUGCUACAGGUUUACAAACCUGAAAGCUCUGCUAUAUAGGCGUACCGUGCAAUUGCUCAAAACCUAUAUUACCAGGAGAGAGCAAGAACUUUUAAAAUGCUAGCUUAAAGAGAAAAAUGUAUUAAACAUAUUCAAGAUAACGAUCACAGCUGAAAAUCUUACUAAUUCUAGUGGCGAUAUUUUUUUACCUCACGAUUAUUGAGAUGAUGUCACCUGUAGAACUGAAUUCAGUUCCAGUUUAUACAUGUACCAGUCAGAUUUAGGGAAGUAGGUCUGAUUGACAAUUGGUACGUAUUUUAGUUGUACUCUGUGGAAUAAGAGAUUCUUACAUGUCUUCGAUUUUAUAAAUGACGUUUUUUAAAUUCUAUCGGAAUUUCUAGUUUUUGUCUGCUUAAAGUAAGAUGACAAUUUUAAACCGCGAAAAGAGAAAUAGCUUUAUAGGGUCAGCUUGAAAAGCGGUGUGUGUAUUAUUUCUCAUCCUAGCGUAAAAACAAGGCCAAGAAAUUAAUGAAAGACUAGCUUUCAGGCUACAAUCGCGAAUAGAAUAAACUGGAAAAACAAGCCCUCCUCUCUCAAAGUCUAAGGUUGUGUGCAACGCGUAAGUCAAGUAAGGGCCUGUUUACAUGACGGUGGGGGACCCCAGGUAGGUGAGGCAACCUGUGGCGGGUCACCCCACAUUUCAUGUAAACGUCUUGAUCAAAUUAAAAAGAAAGAUUAUAUGGACAGGCGGGUUACCCUACCCAAGCGGGUCACCCCACCUACCUCGGUUUCCCCACCUCUAUGUAAACAGGCCCUGAGUUGUUAAGUAGGACAGACUGGGAGCGAUAUACAAGAACACUUGCUGAGUCUGCCAGGCCACUUGCAUCGGUAAGACUGGUAGAAACCUUUGCACACACCUAACUGAACACAUACGCCAGUGAAAAAAGAAUGUCAACAUUAACAAUUGAAUUACAACGGAACACCACUUCCAAACAAGCCAUCGCAUCACUUGGAUAUAUUAUACUUUUUCUACAGGCUACUACCAGCGAUCCGCUUAAGAAAGCUGGUUUAUACAAGAAACACAUACAUACAUACAUACAUACAUAACCUUUAUUAAAGUGUCUUGUCGUUCUAGUGCCUAUUGGCACUAAUUGGGGACACCUUUAAAACUAAAUUACAUCAUUAAUAGAAACUAAUUAAGUACUAUAAAGGCCGGAAAUUCACACUAUUCAAGCUAAGUGCUCUUUUACACUCUAAAAACUAAGUUCUAGAUUUAACACUUCGAAGCUAAGUUCGAAAAUUUACAAUAUAAAAACUAAAUGCGUAUAUUAGCUCGGACACUAAAAUGAAUAAGUAAAUAUGCGUACGUCCUCUUAAUCUAAGCAUAAGCGGCAUUCACUCCCACAUCCCUCAAGAAAUGAUGUUACAUCCUUCUUACGUAUCAUUGUCCUAAAAGUUGCCAAAGUUGCAAUAUUUCUCUCCUCCUUGCUUAGUUUAGACCAUAAUUGUGGUCCGAGAAAUCUGAGAGAAUGUUUUCCAUAAGUAACAGUUUUAAACCGAGGUAAGACAAAAUCUGCAUUUCUUAGGUUAUAUCUCUUACUAUUAAUAUUCUCCUCGUUGAUAUUAAAAAUAUCCGCAAUUUGGUUCACUGUUAAUUUGUUUUUUACUUUAAACAUCAAAAUGAGUAUAUCCUGCAACCUCCUAUUUUGUAAAAUAGUCAACUUAGCUCUUUUCAGCAAGGUGUCAUAACUUUCGGUAGUAGUAUUAUACACUAAUCUUAAGGCUCUUUCUUGUAGACGCUCCAAUUUACGACUAUCAGAUGCCGUGCAAAAAUGCCACACUAGGUGGCAAUAAGUAAGGUGUGGCAUAAUAGCUGAUUUGUACAAAAGUAACUUGGCAUUUACUGGCAUAAGAUUUUUAAGCCUUCUUAAUAUUCCGAUCAUCCCGCCAACUUUCUUACACACACUACGUAUAUGAUCUCUAAAGUUUAGGUUUUCAUCUAGGUUUACACCUAGGAUCUUGAUGGAUUGUGACUGUUCGGCUUUUUCGCCACAUAUAUCCAGAUCAACGUUCCUUUCUCCUUUUGGAUUUCCCAAAACCAUGGCUUGAUAUUUAUCGCAAUUGACUUUUAAAAGAUUAUCUUGAUACCAUUUAGUCAUCCUCUCUCCAUUGUCCACCAGUAUCUUCUCCACGCUUUUGGUUGUUUCGUUUGCUACAAAGACCUGAUGGUCAUCCGCAUACAUCGAGACAUUGGCAUCUGAUAUUAUGCUAGGCAUAUCGUUCUGGAAAAUAUUCCACAUGAGUGGUCCAAACGUACUUCCCUGUGGACAUCCUCUCUUCACCACAACCCAGUCACUUGUUACAGAACCUAUCCUUACUCUGUUCUUUCUUCCCUGAAAAUAUGAUCGUAUGAGCUGUAUGGCUUUAUCGGAGAAAUUGUAGGCUUGCAGUUUAUUUAUGAGCAACUGAGGGCUCAGAGAGUCAAAAGCCUUGCUCAUAUCCGAAGACAAUAUGCCGACAAUUUUCUUGCUGUCUAGUUCAGCUCUCCAUGUUUCGGUCAGCCUAAUCAGCGUGGUCUUACAGCUAUUCUUUGCACGAUAGGCAGUGAUAGCAUCACUGAGUCUAUCAUCCAUAAACUUACUGACUUGUUGGCCCAGCAAUACUUCAUAGACUUUAUUCACGCAUGGCAGCACCGUGAUAGGUCUAUAGUUUAUAUCCCUUUGUUUAAACACUGCUGAAUCGAAGUCAAAAGUUGCCGGUUCCUUGAUCAAAUGAAGCAAAUCUUGACAUCUAUAAAAUGAGAGAACAUACUGAACAUUUUGAAUAAACAGUGACCGUUUUCACCGGUAAAAGACUGGUUGAAAGGCACCCCUCACAUCAUCAUCAGUCAUUCAGGCCGUUAAUAUCAGGAGCCCGUUCCUCGAAAGUACCGAUAGUUAAUGUAAGAUUGUCUUGUCAAUAUUCUAAAGGUAAUAUUAUAACGGUGUCGGUUAACAACAAAAAAAAAUGACUGGCUUGUUUGCUAGGAACCGAUAGUUGAUUUCGGACGUUCGAGGAACGGGCCCCUUAGACCACACUCACCGGGACGUAACAUACUCCAUCUGCUUAUGACUUUCGACUGCUUUCGACUGCUUUCGACUUUCAAGGACAAAGACAGACAGCAGACAGGAGGAUAAGCAAGGAGCAGUAUACAAGAACAAAAGCUGCGACAACGACUUAUUGACGAAUCCAGCAAAACCAACACGGACAGAAUGACCGGACAAACGCCAAGUUUACUUACAGAGAACGAAUUGCAACGCACCAAUCACAUUUUAGAGUCCUAUUUAAUUGACCAAUUCAAUUAAAUUGAAUUCAAUUCAGUUUUUUUUCACUCACGCAAAAUAUGUUAGAUUAUAAUAAUAUUACAACCGAAGGUUCUAAACAAAGUGGAUACCAAUAUAUGCAUAUGUAGAAGCUGAAAAGAAUUAUAUGUCCAAAUAAUUCACAAAGUCAAUAAAAUUCCUUCCAUAUCACGACACUCACAAAAUCAGGUGAAAAAGCGGUUGAAAGUAACUCGGAGGAAAUUUGCAUAUGAUUACCCAAAUUGAUACGCCAAUCAAGCAUCUUGGCGUUUGCAACCGAACCGAGUCAGCAAAUGUACUUAAGGUUCGCUAUGCGAGAUUCUAAAACUAAUUAUUAUCAUAAAGAAUGUAGAAGUUGCGAACUCGUGAACUUUAACAAACCGAAAAAAUCAUAAACCACACACAGCAGACAGAUUGAGAUAAACUAAUCCGAAUCGAUUUUGUACAUUCACCCAUGUGUUUUCUCCUCCUGUUUUGCUGUCUUCUUCAAUUUGAAUCCUUUUUUAGCAUUUCAUUUGGCAAGUGUUGAUAUUGCCUAAAAUUCACGGUGUGCGGUAACCAAGUUGUUGUUGUACUCAUGGGUCACAUGAUCAGUUAGUAGAAUAUACGCACCUGCUUUUCGACCACAAACGUAGCGUUGAUAAGUACAAACAAAUUUGUUUUGUUUUUUAUUCGAGAGUAGAAGUAGAAUAUUUGUUUUGGAGGUGAAUUUGAAUUACGAAUCCAGGGUUAGAUUCACUAUAAAGACAAUGGAUUUAACUGCGAAUCGUCAUUUCGUCGAAGUAGUUUCAUUUGACUCCCCGAUUGAACACCCAAAAAUUGGUGAAAAAAUACACCUGAAAUAUGAAUUUAGGAAAAUAACACUCCCAAACGGUGUAGAGGUUAAGUUCGAGGAGAUUAUAGGCCUCGCUGGAAACUUUUAUGGAUUGCCUGAAAACCCAAUUAUUGAUCCCUUUAAAGAAGAAUAGGAAGACUUCUUACGAAAGCAGCGCUUUCGAGGUGCCUACGACACACUUGCAAGGGCACCAAAGGAUAAUUACAGAAGGAACUUGACAAGCUGUUGGCUUUCUUUGGGAAAGAAAGAGUCCUGGAUACAGAAACAGCGGACGAAAUCACUGGUGGUAUCUGGUUCCUCGGCAUUCCCGUUAUACAGGGAAGGAAGUUAG